This is a messenger RNA of Plasmodium berghei ANKA, 1011 nucleotides long. Its product is annotated as N-acetyltransferase, GNAT family, putative. The transcript has a single exon. Gene Ontology annotation, molecular function: histone H2A acetyltransferase activity; protein N-terminal-serine acetyltransferase activity; histone H4 acetyltransferase activity. The coding region runs from base 1 to 1011 and encodes 336 amino acids. Gene Ontology annotation, cellular component: nucleus. Lineage: Eukaryota; Apicomplexa; Aconoidasida; Haemosporida; Plasmodiidae. The record is from RefSeq and is a predicted model, not a curated record.
AUGGGAAUUCUCGAAAAUGAUAUGAAAGAAAAUAAAAAUGAAGAAUUAAAAAAAACUACGAACAAGAAAAUAUAUAAAAAUUCCGAAAAAUUAAAAAAAAAUAAAAAAGGGGGCACUAAUAGUGAAAUAAAUAAAAACUGUGGAAUAAUUAAAAUUGUUCGUGGGUGUCAAAAUGGUGAUAAUAUUUUUGACUUUAUCAAUGGAGAAUACAAAAAGAAAUAUAUAAUAAAGGGAAUAAAUAAUACUAGUGAAAAUAUAAGCGAGACAAAUUUAGAACAAAAAAAGAGUGAAUAUAUUUUUUUCGAAUCAAUUAAUUCAUAUGAAUUAAAAAAGUAUAAAACAAGUGACAUUAUAUUUAAUAUGUUAGUUGAUAUUACAAAAAAUAAUAUGGAAAAUUUAUAUAAUGAAAGUAAUUUUUUAAAUAAAGGGUGGUCUAGUUUGAAAAAGCAAAAAGAAUUUAUGAGUAAUAAAUGUAAACUUAUAUUAGGUUUUAAAAAUGUAGCUGGAAAUGAAAAAAAAAAUAUGACCAAGUCAGGUAAAAAUGAUACUAAUAAUAAUGUAAAUAGCAAACAAGACAGAAAUUGCCUUGGAAAUAAUAUUGAUAAGGAAAGCGACAUAAACUUUAUAAACGUAUUAAAAAGUAAUAAUCCAGAAAAAGUAGAAGAAUAUUUAAAAAAUAAUAAAUUAGUUUGCUUUGUCCAUUAUAGAAUAAUUCCUGAUUAUUAUCCAUAUGAACAAAAUAUUAUUUGCUAUUUGUAUGAAAUUCAAAUAAUUCCCGAUUUUAAAGGUAUAGGUAUAGGUAUCCAUUUAAUAUAUAUGCUAGAAAGUUUAUGCAAAAGUAUUAAAAUAAAUAAAAUUUUAUGUACCGUUUUAAAAAAUAAUACUAAUGCUGUAGCAUUUUAUAAAAAAAAAUGUUUAUUUGAAAUGGAUGAAAAUUCACCAGACAAUUUUAACACAAAUAAUUCAAAACCAUGUGAAUAUGAAAUUUUAAAAAAAGAAAUAAUUUUAUGA